CCAAACAUAGUCGUAAUGUCGAGAAAAUACUUGAAUCUAUUGUUUAUUUAUCUACAUUCCUGAACAAAACACUGCAUCAUGACAAAAACUAUCUCUCAAUUGUAACCGUAACAAGUAUUUAAUAAAAUUCGCCAGUCGCGCUCGAGAGAAACGGUGAAACUCGACGAUCGCCAUCCGAGUAUUUGUUAAAAUGUGAUCGUCGGUCGUCGUUGGCUUAGUGCCACGAGAUUAAUGGGUGGUUUAACAGAAAUAGGCGCGAUGAGGUGUGUGGUGGUAGUGCUGGCGAUGUGGUGGGGCUGCGCGGCGGGCUGCCCGUCGCUGUGCUCGUGCCGCGGGGCGCGCGCCGACGGCGAGGCGUCCGGGGCCGGGGCCGGUGUCGGUGUCGGUGUCGGUGUCGGUGUCGGUGUCGGUGUCGGUGCCGGUGCCGGUGCCGGCGCCGGGCCCGCCGCUGCCGCCGCCGCCGACGCCGUGCUGCGCUGCGGCGGCCCGCCCGCGCUCAUCUCCGAGCUCAAGGAGGUCGACUUCGCCGACGUCACUGGCUCCGUCGUCAGCUUGAACAUGUCGGGCAACGCCAUCAGCACGCUGUCGCGAGACCUGCACCUGCCCAACCUGCAGAAACUAGACCUGUCGCACAACCAGAUCAGCCUGAUCGAGACGGAUGCGUUCUACAACAUCACGGCGCUGACGCGGCUGGACCUGUCGCACAACCAGAUCAGCGCUGUGAGCCGCGAGGUGUUCAAGGGGCUGGUGAACCUGGAGCGCCUCUCCCUCGGCCACAACCUGCUCACCGCGCUCGCGCCCGGCACCUUCCACCACCUCGUCGCCUUGAAGCAGCUGGACAUCACGGAGAACCGGCUGGUGUGCGACUGCGCGCUGGUGUGGGUGGGCGCGUGGGCGCGCUCGUCCGGCGCGCGCCUGCAGGGCUCCCCGCGCUGCGCCGCGCCCGCGCCGCUGGCCGGCCGCGCGCUGCGCAAGCUGCGCAUCUUCCUCGACCUCGCCGCCUGCGAGCCCGGCGCCGGCGAGCCACCCUCCGUGCUCGUGACACGCCCCGCGCGCGACCAGCUCGUGUUCGAGGGCGACGCGCUCACGCUCGUCUGCAGCGCGCCCUUCGCCUCCGCGCUGCACAAGUACGAGCUGCGCUGGCACCACGCCUCGCUCGACACCUGCGACGUGAACGUGACCAGCGCCGACGUGCUCGAGGAGGGCGCCGCCGAGACCGCCGCGCACCUGCCCAACGUGACCGCGCACCACGCCGGCGCCUGGACCUGCGAGUACGCGGACGAGGCCCGCGGCCGCCACAACCGCACCCUCACGCUCACCGUGCUGUCCGACGCCACGCGCUACUGCCCGACGGGCACCACCCGCGACAACAAGGGGCUGUACUCGUGGCCGCAGCUGCCGGUGAACCGCACGGCCGAGGUGCCGUGCCGCGACGGCGCCGGCGCGGGCGUGGCGCGGCGCGCGUGCGGCGCGGACGGCGCGUGGGCGCGCGCGGACACGGCGAGCUGCGCCUACACGAGCAACGUCACCAAGCUGCUGCAGCAGUUCGCGCUGCUGGACGUGUCGCUGGUGCAGUACGCGGCGCUGAACGCGUCGGCGCGGCUGGCGGCGCUGCUGCGCGAGAACACCUACCCGCUGGCGCUGGUGGCCGACCCCGACGACGUCAUGUUCGUGGCGCAGGCCGUCGACAACUACAUGCGCUACGUCGACGACGAGCCCGACCUAGGUUCGGCGCUGCUGGACGUGAUCAGCGCGGUGAUGAGCGUGCCGGCGGCGGUGAUGGCGGCGGCCGAGGCGCAGCACGGCGCCUGCACGCGGCUCGUGCGCGCCGCCGAGCAGCUCGCCUCCAGGCACAACAACAAGCAGAAGAGCAACCUGGCGGUGGAGAGCUUCCCGGUGCGCGCGGGGUUCGGCGGCGCCACGUGCGCGUGGUACAGCGCGGGCGCCGAGGGUGACACACAGGCGGCACAGACCGCGCCGCGCCUGCACUGCACCACCACCAACCGCACGGUGGCGCGCAUGCUCACCUUCCACGACGCGCUCAUCCACGCCAGCGUGCAGAUCCCGGCGUCGCUGCAGCUGUCUCUGUCUCGCGGCGGGGGCGGAGCGUCGCUGGUGGUGGGCGUGUUCGCGGACGCGGCGCUGUUCCCGCUGCUGCCGGCCGACGAGCCCAGCGCCGAGCACCGCGCCAAGGACUACUACGGCCGCAGCACCAAGCGCGAGGACAUGAACAUGGAGAUCACCUCGCCCGUCGUGUCGGUGCAGCUCAACAACGGCACGCUGGAGCGCGCGCUGCUGGAGCCGGUGAUCUUCACGCUGCGCGCGGCGGGCUGCGGCGCGGCCGCGCGCUGCGCCGUCUGGGACCCCGCCACCAAGCGCUGGCAGCACAACUCCACCGAGUGCCGCAAGCUGCACGUGUCGGGCUGCACGUGGGUGGUGUCGCUGCCGGCGCCGGGCGUGGUGGCGCUGCUGGCGCGCGCCGAGCGCGGGUACUACGGCGGGCGCACGCACGGCGCGCGGUUCAAGGUGUCGCACCCCGCCGUGUACGUGGGCUCGCUGGUGCUCGCGGGCUGCCUGAUGACCGCCGCCACCACGUACGCGGCCGCCUUCCCCGCGCUCGCCAUGCCGCGCCGCGCCAAGCACGCGCUGCUCAACACGUGGCUCGCGCAGGCCGCGCUCUGCCUCUUCUACACGCUCGGCAUCUACCAGACCGAGGACGCGCGCCUGUGCCGCGCGCUCGGCCUGCUGCUGCACUACCUCUCGCUCUGCUGCCCGCUGUGGAUGUGCGUCUCCGCGCACCUCAUGUACAAGGGCGUCACGCGGCGCGAGCGGCCUCCUCCGGAGCCUGUCGAGUCUGAACCCGAGCCCGAGCCCUCGCCCUCCCCCUCCCCCGCGCGCCCCGUGCUCGGCCUCUACCUGUGCGGCUGGGGCAUCGCGCUCAUCGUGUGCGCCAUCUCCGGCGCCGUCAACCUCAAGGAGUACGCCGGCUACGCGCAGUGCUUCCUCAGCUCGGCGGCGGCGCUGACCGCGCUGCUCGCGCCCGGCGCCCUCCUGCUGCUGUUCCUGGCCGCGCUGUUCCUGCUGGUGCGCUGCUCGCUGCGCGACCCGCUGCACGCGCAGCUGUCCGAGGGCACGCAGGCCACCGAGCACGUGGACCUGGAGCUGUGGGAGCGCGCCCCGGAGUGCCGCGCCGCCGAGCUGCGCAGCCUCCGGUCCGGCGCCGACUCGGAGGCGGAGGACGCGGAGCGCGCGCCGCUCGUGCAGCUGCGCGCGCAGGUGAUCGUGGUGGCGCUGCACCUGGCCGCGUGGGGCUCCGGCGCCGUGGCCGUGUACCGCCCGCUGCCCGCCUACCUGCCCUACCAGGAGGACAUCUGCAGCAUCCUGUACGCCGUCUGCGCCACCGUGCUCGGCACCUUCACGCUCUUCUUCUACGGCAUCGCGCGCAGCGACGUGCGCGCGCAGUGGGCGCUCAUGCGCUGCUACCUGCGCCGCUCCAAGCGCUGCUGCCGCAACCGCAGCGUCUUCGACUCGGCGCGCCCUCCCGCGCCCCCCACCGCGCCCCAAGACCGCUCCCGCUCCGGCAGCAGGAGCUCCAACAGAACCAACUCCAAAACCAACAACAGCGCCAUAUACAAGGCGGCCGCGGAGCUGAACGGCCACGGCCAGAGCCUGCGGCGGGACCACAAGAACACGAACGGCAAGUCGCCCAACAUCAACCUGGUGGUGCUGCACCGCCAGCAGUACCGCUCCGACGGCUCCGUGCUCACGUGCCCCGACGCCGGCGCCGGCGGCGGCGGCGGCGUCGAGGCCUUCUACAACCCCAACCAGAUGAACGUCGCCAAGAAGUUCUUCAAGAAGCAGCGCCAGAACAUGAAGCGCAACUGCCUCGAGCUGCCCUCUCGGCGGGACCUGGACGCCGACUCGCACGCCUCCCUGCCGCUGCCCGCCCGCGAGGCGUACGGCGUCGCCGGCAUCAUCGGCUCCGGCGCCAAGGUCAACAACACCAACAUCCACGUGGAGCCCGCCGCCGCCGGCCGGCGCACCAACAACCCCAACCUGCUCGACGCGGACGCCGACUACAAGAGCAAGUCGUGGACCACCGCCGCCGCCGACAAGGUCGUCAACAUCUACACCAACGUGCCCGAGACGCGCGUGCCCACGCACACGCACCACGUGGUGGCGGCCGACACGCGCACCGUCUCGCAGCAGUGCAGCCUCGAGUACUCGUCCGCCAGCGAGCCGCCGCCGCACUCGGCCUCCUCGCACACGCUCGACACCGAGCCCACCGAGCCCACCGAGCCGGCCGAGCCCAGCGCCGCCGCCGAGACCACCGACACCGACUCCUUCGGCCUCUACGUCGACUGCCGCCGCGAGCAGCGCGCUCCGCUCUCCGGCGGCGAGGCGGACCGCCUGCUGCCGCACGUCGACGCCGGCAGCACCAACGCCAGCUCGCACGGCGAGACCGAGAGCGACAUCUACUGCCCCAACUACCAGGUGUCCGAGGUGAGCAUCCGCAGCCACGGGCUGUACGCGCCCUCGCCCGCCUCCAUGUGCCCCCCCGAGCUGAGCUUCAGCGCCGAGGACGUGUCGCACGCGGACGAGCGCUACGUGAACCUGGCGCCGGCUGCGGGCGCAUGCGCGGAGGCCGGCCGCCACAGCCCCGCGUCGUGCGCCAGCGACCUGGACGAGCUGUACACCGCCAUCACGGCGCGCCGCGACCUCGCUCCCGCAGCGAGCGACGCGCUCGACCUCACGGCGCACAGCGACGUCACGCUGCGCCCCGACAGCGACUCGCUCAGCGACCCCGACUCCGCGGCGCGCACCGCCACCCUCAAGGGCACGCUCGUCUGAUCGCCGCCGCCCCCGCGCAGCCGCCCCCGCUAAUUAUUAGUACGCUGUCCUCGUGAACCUUGGGGGCGAGCACGAAGCUACUUAUCGGACGGUAGCCGCUCGUCGGUUGACGUCUUUGGCGGUCAAACUCAUAUCGUUUUUCAUGAUUGUUUCGCUCUAUUUUGACUGAGGACUCUCUAAAUGUAUAAUAAGUAAAUAUGAUCUUAUGACCGCCGCAAUGUAUUAAUUGUUCUAAUACGUAAUCUUAUAACGUCCUAUUUUAUUUUAUCGGUUUAUUAUAAUAGGACAUGUCGUAGAUGUAACUAUAACAAAUGGACUGAAAAUAUAGAUAUAGCUAGUUUCCGGGCUGCCUGACAUACUCGUAGUGUAGCGCGACCGCAGCGCCUCGCCGCGGCGUGUCCCGGAACUCCCGGAGAGCUCGGGAAAGAUGACUCAAUACUACUUAAUGCAAGGAGAGCUAACUUGAAUAGUGCCAUUAAUGUAAGUGUGUAUAAUGUUAGGUUAAGCUGUACAUUUGUAAUUGUAAAUUAAUUUAUUGCUAAGAUUCCUGGCGAGCGCCGCGACGUGUCCGCGAGCGGAGCCGCGCGCUCGUUUGUUCCAGAAUAAGUUGCCAACAACGUUAUAAUAUAGAUUUCGAAUCACUUAGGUACUCGAACAAACGCGCUUCCUUUCGGAGGCAUGUCGCGAUGUUAUUUCUAUGCGUAUUAUAUGUAUGUGCCAAAUGACGUAUUGGAAUGUUAACCUUCUAACCUAUUCUGACUCGCGAAUCUUCCACGCGUGACGGCAAUGAGUAGAUUUCAUACAAGAUAAGUAUAACUUUUGAUCAAUCAUAUAUUUGUACAGUCUGGAGAUCUCGUGAACUUAAACUAUGAGUAGCUCUGGGUUGUUUCUGACUAAUUUCAGAAACACUGUAAUAGCUCGGUCAAGUUGUGUUCGAAUACUUCGAAUGUAUGGGACAUAAAAACAAAUUGAAUCCAGCUAAACUUGAAUGCAAGUAUUAGUAAUAUGGUAUCGUAGAGUGUGGUGCUUCGCGCACACUAGCGUCCCCUACCGCCGCCCCGCCGCAACACCUC
Messenger RNA from Leguminivora glycinivorella, 5924 nucleotides. It is a transcript of the gene Remo, whose product is annotated as adhesion G protein-coupled receptor A3. Gene Ontology annotation, cellular component: plasma membrane. Gene Ontology annotation, molecular function: protein binding; G protein-coupled receptor activity. Gene Ontology annotation, biological process: cell surface receptor signaling pathway. The record is from RefSeq and is a predicted model, not a curated record. NCBI's taxonomy places the organism in Eukaryota, Metazoa, Arthropoda, Insecta, Lepidoptera, Tortricidae.